AUGCGGUUGGGUCGUCUUGCCUCGUCGCUGGCCCUCGUCUUUCCUGUCGCAUUCGCAUUGCACGAGUCCGAUGUCGGUGUCGUCGAUUGGCACAAGAAGCUCGUCGGUGUUCCAUUGACAUCCUCGUCCACCACCGCGCCAGUCUUUCAUCGUGUCGGGGAAGAGACAACGCACAGCGUCAUCUUGACCGCUACCGCAAGUAAUGUUUUAGCUGCCAUAUUUCCAGAGAAUGGCACUGUAGCUUGGAGAUAUAUUCAUGAGUCGGGGGACAACAUAGCGAGCUUCUAUAUCCACAAAAACGUCGUCGCUUCGUUGUCUGGGCCCGGAGGAGCGACAUUACGCACAUUCGACAUUCUGAACGGCCACCUUCUGCUGGAACAACGGAUACAUGAACCGUCUCAUGGGCAUUUAUAUGAGCCAAGUUACCUCGGGACCUCUGUGGCCUAUGCUGCAGAGGGCUCCGACUUGGUUGUUCUGAGCAAUGGGGGGCUCGUGCAAUGGUUGGACAAUCUGGGAACUGUGAAAUGGAGUUGGAGUUCUUCAGAUCCGAGCGCCCUUGUCAUAUUCUCAAAGGUGGUGACAACGACGACCCACGUCUACGCGAUCGGCCUCUCCAAGACGCCCUCCUCAUACAAAUUACAUGUCGCCGUUCUAUCAGCAGGUACCGGUGAACUCACCCAGUCGUCGGACAUCCCAUCAUCUAUCACCGCUGGACUAAAUGACCUUAUGGUUGUGAGGCGAGCGGACGAAGUUCUUGUCGUAUGGCUUGAACAGGGAUCCUUAAAAUAUCUGACCCUUUCCCCCAACCUACAAUCGUCCCCGACCGCCGUUAAAGGGUCUGCAUUCAAGCGCAUCGUUGACGUUGGCCUCAGCGAAUACGGCCAAUUCCUUGCUGUGAAAGAUGAUGGCUCUAGUCGCAUCUUCAAGCUAGAUGGGUCGGCUCUCAAAUCUAUCUGGGAAUUCUCCGCAUCUGGUAAUAAGCACGCUGAUCCUAUAUUCUCUGGCGGUCGGGACAAAAAGGGCAACCCGUACAUUGCUCAAGUGCGGUGGUCGCAUGCUCUCAAUCAAGCCGCGGUCGACGUAUAUACAGGCCAUUUGGGCAAAGGCGUCAUGACAGCCUACACCUUCCCUUUCGACACUCAGAGCCAUGGCAUCAUUACUCAUGCGACCCUCGAUUGCGUCAACCCCAGCGAAAUGACCGUCGUCUCGCGAUUGGCCAUUACUACGUCUACCGGCGCUAUGCAACUCUGGCAACAAAGUCAGCACCAGUGGACGCGGGAAGAGUCGCUCUCUACCAUUGCCGUCGCUGAAUUCGUCGAGCUGCAGGAGAAAGUGGAUAUUUCGCACAUACCUAAGGAGCGCGAAACCUUCGGUCAGCGUUUGCAAAGGCAGAUAAUGGAGGCCCAAGAUUUCCCUCAAUAUGCCCUGAAAUUCGUCAAGCGCUUCGCGACGGGAUCCUAUGCCUCCGCAUCAUCAGCAGCCGUGGCCCCCGAUUCCGCUGGUAAACCAUACCGCGACGCCUUUGGUUUCAGGCAGGUCAUCGUCGUCGCUACUCCGUACAGCAAGGUGUUCGGUAUCGACUCAAGCAACGGCGAGAUUCUCUGGAGCAGGAUGUUUGGCCUCGGGUGGGCAGCGGAGACCGGGGGAAGCAUUCGGCCUGUGAAGCUUUAUGUCACGCAGACGGUGCACGAUGGAGAUUCGCCCCAGGUCGUUCUUGUUGCUCAACGCAGAGCAGAAAAUACCCUUAUAGAUACAGUCGUUUAUCACCUAGACGCAUCGAGCGGAGAGAACGUAGCGCCGGGAGUCGUCGAUAAGGAUGUUCUUGAGGGCGUUGAUAUCAUAUCGGGCCCGCUAGUCGAAUCCUUCAUCUUACCCGAUCAUAAAACGGUCGUGAUGUUAGACGAGUUUCUUCAAGUCUACCUAUACCCCGAUACCAAGGAAGCCACAGCGUCCUUUACCAAAUUGGCGCCAUCCCUUCACUUCCCCCUUCGUGUCAACGUUGACGGUCAGCGACGACUCGUCGGCCAGCAAGUCAGCCUCAAUACGGAACUCAGCGACCGCUUCGUCGCUCACCCCACUUGGACGCUAUCCCUUCCUCCUUCUGAAGAUAUCCAGACGCUAUUGCCCGCCUCGCACGAGCCCAUCGCGUCCUUCGGGAAAGUCCUAGGCAACCGCACGACGCUGUACAAAUACCUCAACCCAAGGAUGUUCGCGUUGUUGACUGCGCCGAAGGCCCAGCCGGCAUCGUGUACUAUCUAUCUAGUGGACAGUGCCAAAGGGAGCGUGCUCCACCGCACGUCUGUCCCCGCUAGUGGGGGCGUGUGCGAUGUGCAGAUGUCGCUCGUGGAGAACUGGUUCUCGUACUAUUACUAUGAUCCGGAGUUCACUGGCGUCGGGCAAAGCAAGGGACAUCGGAUGGUCACCGUCGAGCUUUACGAGGGGAGUCAGGUAGACGAGAAGACUAAAAGCUCAGAACUAUCUGCGUUUUCCGACAAGCUGCUGGAUGUGUCUACCUUUGAGCAGGCGUAUAUUUUCCCGCACGGCGUGACGGCGUUGGCAACAACAUCAACCAAGUUCGGGAUCAGCACGAAAGAUCUCAUAGUUGCCACGAAGAACCAUAAAAUCUUAUCCAUACCUCGUCGGGUGCUCAACCCAAGACGCCCUAACCGAAAGGUCACGGCAGAAGAACAGGAGGAACAAUUAAUCCAUUACGAUCCCCUCAUCCCCGACGACCCCCGACGGACAUUAUCUCACAACUACGAGGUCGCGAACGUUCGGCGGAUAGUUACCGCGCCCGCUCUGCUCGAAUCGACGUCACUCGUAUUUGCCUACGGAUUGGACCUUUUCUUCACGCGCGUCGCUCCGUCGAACACGUUCGAUGUCCUCAAUGAGAACUUCAAUAAGGGGCAACUGGUGGUCACAGUCACUGGUCUGGCCGUCGCGAUAAUGGUUACGAGACCCAUGGUAAAACGUAAACGUCUACGGGAGCGAUGGUAUCAGUAA
Pleurotus ostreatus (oyster mushroom) is the source of this 3003-nucleotide messenger RNA. RefSeq lists its product as uncharacterized. Gene Ontology annotation, cellular component: EMC complex. The transcript has 13 exons. Bases 1 to 3003 code for a protein of 1000 amino acids. Lineage: Eukaryota; Fungi; Basidiomycota; Agaricomycetes; Agaricales; Pleurotaceae. The record is from RefSeq and is a predicted model, not a curated record. Gene Ontology annotation, biological process: protein folding in endoplasmic reticulum. Gene Ontology annotation, molecular function: protein binding.